UGUCACGUGACCACAACACAGGAAGUUGCCCUUGGCGCCAAAAAUAAGUGUCGUCUUCUGUUUGCUCCUGAGUUUAUUUGUUCUAAUUUUUGGACCUCUGUUUGUUUGUUAGUGAUGUUCUGUGAGAAAGCCGUCGAGUUGAUCCGAGAACUUCAGCGGAUGAAUGACGGACAACUUCCUGCAUUUAAUGAGGACGGCAUCCGCCAGGUGCUGCAAGAGAUGGAGGCUCUGUACGACCACAACCAGAGCGACGUGAACGAGACCAAAAGUGACCACCGAACCGAUUUGAUUCCCUCCAUCAGGUUACGUCACUGCUGCCUGCUACGGAACCAGCGCUGCGUCACAGCCUACCUGUACGACCGCCUGUUGAGGAUCCGGGCCCUGCGUUGGGAGUACGGCAGCGUGCUUCCCGCCAACGUGCGCUUCCACAUGAGUGCCGAGGAGCUGCAGUGGUUCACGUGCUACAAGAAGUCUCUGGCAGCCUUCAUGCGCUCUCUGGGAGGCGGUGGCGGGCUGGACAUCACUCAGGAUAUGAAGCCUCCGAAGAGUCUAUACAUCGAGGUGAGGUGUCUGAAGGACCACGGCGAGCUGGAGAUUGACGAUGGGACCGUGAUCCUCCUAAAGAAGAACAGUCAGCACUUCCUCCCGCGGUGGAAAUGCGAGCACCUGAUUCGGCAAGGCGUCCUGGAGCACGUUGUGUCCUGAAGACUCCCCCACCCCCCACCUCUUUCUUUUUUUUUUUUUUAAUGAAAGAAUGCUAAGAGUGACGUGAAUAAAUAAAUGUUUGUACUACG
Dunckerocampus dactyliophorus (ringed pipefish) is the source of this 794-nucleotide messenger RNA. RefSeq names its product GINS complex subunit 1 (Psf1 homolog) (gene gins1). Bases 115 to 705 code for a protein of 196 amino acids. NCBI's taxonomy places the organism in Eukaryota, Metazoa, Chordata, Actinopteri, Syngnathiformes, Syngnathidae. Gene Ontology annotation, biological process: DNA replication; DNA strand elongation involved in mitotic DNA replication. Gene Ontology annotation, cellular component: GINS complex. The record is from RefSeq and is a predicted model, not a curated record. The transcript has 7 exons.